Messenger RNA from Bactrocera neohumeralis, 986 nucleotides. RefSeq names its product antigen 5 like allergen Cul n 1-like. The coding region runs from base 123 to 890 and encodes 255 amino acids. The record is from RefSeq and is a predicted model, not a curated record. The transcript has 3 exons. Lineage: Eukaryota; Metazoa; Arthropoda; Insecta; Diptera; Tephritidae.
CCAUAAAAGCGGCCGGAGAACCGGAAACUUAUCAUAGUCAAUUGCAGCACAGCGAGGCGUACUAUCGUGCUUUCACACGCAAACAUCGUAAAUACAACAAGACUCUCACUUAUUGUCUCACAAUGGAACUGAAAGUUGUGCUAAUCGUCUUCUGCGUCGGGGCGCUACAAAUCGUAAAUGCACAGAAUUACUGUGAUUCGUCCUAUUGUGGAUCCAGGACGCACAUAGCUUGCAACAACAAUGGGGCAUUCGCAGCGUCCUGCCUAAGUCCAGCCUUGGUCAGUUUUACACAGGCGCAGAAAAACUCGAUUGUCGAUGCGCACAAUGCCAAACGUAACACCGUGGCUGGCGGCAAGACAGCGCUGAAACCAGCCUGUCGCAUGGCCACCAUGCAGUGGGACGACGAAUUGGCCAAACUGGCGGCAUUGAAUGUCAAACAAUGUCAAAUGAAGCAUGAUGCCUGUCACAAUACAGCGGACUUCGAGUACUCCGGACAGAAUUUGGCGUGGAUUACAUUCUAUAACUCGCCGAAUACAACGCAAUUGUCAUUACAAUCUGUGGAUAUGUGGUAUAAUGAGAUUAAGGAUACCAAAAUGGAGUAUAUCAAUAAGUAUCCGAAUAAUUAUUCAGGCCCCACUAUCGGACAUUUCACCGUUAUGGUGGCAGAUCGUAAUAUUCGCGUAGGCUGCGCUGCUUCCACUUACGGCGUAUCGGGUCAACGAUAUAAAGCAUUCUUAUUCGCCUGUAACUAUGCAACAACAAAUAUGAUAAACUUCCCAAUUUAUACGAGUUGUUCGGUAGCAGCUUCGCAAUGCACGACUGGUAAAAAUCCGAAAUACACUAGUCUUUGUUCGGCCUCCGAAAAGUACGAUGUUAACAAAUGGUAUUGAAACAGUGUAGUGCUAAAUGGUGUCCAAAUUUUGUAAGAUUUGAAAUUUGAAUAAAACGACGACAUAAUUAAUAAAUAAUAAUAUACAAUCACGGAA